UAUAUUAUUUAUGUCCAAGUCCAACAGAUAAGCCUUCCUCUUCUUUCUUACACACACUGCGCACCUUUUCUCUUCUCUGUUGCUUCAUUCUCCUCAACAAUUCCUUACACAUUAUAAACCAAUCUCUGUCAUUGUUUCUUCAGAUAUCUAGCUUAGAAAAUGAGGGGGGGAUUGUGGCAACUUGGGCAAUUGGUCACACGUCGUCUUGCUCAUGGAGAUAAGAAGGCUGUUGUUCGUCGAUGUUUUGCCUCUGAAGCUGAGCUGAAAAAGACGGUGUUUCAUGACUUCCAUAUUGCUCAUGGAGGGAAGAUGGUUCCAUUUGCUGGAUGGAGCAUGCCAAUCCAAUACAAGGACUCAAUCAUGGACUCGACCAUAAACUGUAGGGAGAAUGGUAGCCUUUUUGAUGUUUCUCACAUGUGUGGGCUGAGCCUCAAAGGGAAGGAUGCUAUUCCAUUCCUUGAAAAGCUAGUUAUUGCUGAUGUUGCUGCGCUUGCCCCUGGAACUGGGACACUCACUGUUUUUACAAAUGAAAAGGGAGGGGCAAUUGAUGAUUCGGUAAUUACCAAGGUGACGGAUGACCACAUUUAUUUGGUUGUGAAUGCUGGCUGCAGGGAUAAAGAUCUGGCUCAUAUUGAGGAGCAUAUGAAGGCCUUCAAGGCCAAAGGAGGUGAUGUGUCAUGGCACAUACAUGAUGAGAGAUCUCUACUUGCUCUGCAGGGUCCUCUUGCUGCCCCCGUUCUUCAACACCUCACAAAAGAGGAUUUGAGCAAGCUAUACUUUGGGGAGUUCCGUGUGUUGGACAUAAAUGGUUCACAGUGCUUUCUUACCCGAACCGGGUAUACUGGAGAAGAUGGAUUUGAGAUCUCAGUUCCUUCAGAGCAUGGUGUAGAUCUUGCCAAGGCAAUACUGGAAAAAUCUGAAGGGAAGGUAAGAUUGACAGGAUUGGGUGCAAGAGACAGUCUGCGACUUGAAGCUGGAUUGUGUUUAUAUGGGAAUGACAUGGAACAACACACUACACCAGUUGAAGCAGGACUGACAUGGGCUAUAGGAAAGAGAAGGAGAGCAGAAGGUGGCUUUCUAGGAGCUGCUGUUAUCCUGAAACAGCUUGAAGAAGGUCCUUCCAUCAGGCGUGUUGGUUUCAUUUCUUCUGGUCCACCUCCCAGAAGCCACAGUGAGAUUCAAGAUGAAGGAGGGAAGAACAUUGGGGAAAUAACCAGUGGUGGAUUCAGUCCUUGCCUUAAGAAGAACAUAGCCAUGGGAUAUGUCAAAUCUGGAUUGCACAAGGCAGGCACCAAAGUAAAGAUUAUCAUUCGAGGAAAAGCCAAUGAAGGAGUCGUUACCAAAAUGCCAUUUGUACCAACAAAAUACUAUAAGCCAUCCUAAUUUACUUCUGUAUUUUUAUCUCAAACAUUUCCUAAUCACUUCUUCUUGUUGACAAAUUUUCCCAUAAUCCGAGUUUUAAAAGUCAAUGUUAAUGUCAUUGUCUGAAAUACAGGCUUUCAAUUGCA
This is a messenger RNA of Vigna radiata var. radiata (mung bean), 1508 nucleotides long. RefSeq names its product aminomethyltransferase, mitochondrial. The record is from RefSeq and is a predicted model, not a curated record. Gene Ontology annotation, biological process: glycine decarboxylation via glycine cleavage system. Gene Ontology annotation, molecular function: protein binding; aminomethyltransferase activity. The transcript has 4 exons. Lineage: Eukaryota; Viridiplantae; Streptophyta; Magnoliopsida; Fabales; Fabaceae. Bases 160 to 1383 code for a protein of 407 amino acids. Gene Ontology annotation, cellular component: mitochondrion.